Diatraea saccharalis (sugarcane borer) is the source of this 1963-nucleotide messenger RNA. Lineage: Eukaryota; Metazoa; Arthropoda; Insecta; Lepidoptera; Crambidae. The record is from the annotation of a GenBank genome assembly.
AUGAAGAUUAAAUCUACAGUACUAGGCCUCAAAGAUUCUGCGACAAACGAAGAAGGUUCAGCAGGUGGCUCGCCGCAUCCACGCAGUCCCCCCCGCGCUGCCACACCACCCUCCCCUUCUCGCUCCUCCCCCCGCUCCCCUCGUCUCCAUCCAGCACUAUACCCCCAACCACAAGACGCGCAAGACUCGGAUCCUGACGUAGAUGAAAGCGACGACUUCGAUAAAGAUGAGAAACGUGACCCCAAUGCCAACCUAGGUAAAAGAAAGAAGAAAACUCGAACAGUCUUCUCGAGAUCACAAGUGUUCCAACUAGAAUCCACGUUCGAUAUGAAACGAUACCUUAGUAGUUCCGAGCGCGCCGGCCUCGCGGCGAGCUUACAUCUAACAGAGACACAAGUGAAAAUAUGGUUUCAAAACAGGCGUAAUAAGUGGAAACGGCAGUUGGCAGCUGAAUUAGAAGCAGCAAAUAUGGCGCACGCAGCUCAGAGACUCGUACGUGUACCUAUAUUGUACCACGAGUCGAGACCCACUACGAUGCCUCAUACUCCUUUGCCAAUUCAUCCCCAAUUUUCUAAUGAACCCGGUGUCUACUUCCCAUCUCAAGCACCGCAACAGCUACAACCGCUUCCUGCGUCACCGGUGACGUCACGAGCCCCACUUUCCAGUCUAGUGUAGUGUUCGCUUGAGACCGCGCGACGAACAGACAGUGCGGAUGGACAAUUUUGAAUAUCGAACGCAAGUGAAAUGACUAGUCACAUUCCAAAGUCAAAAUCAUACAGAGUUCGACCAUAUCCAAAUUUAGUGUUGCCAAAUUAAGAAAAAAUAGGCAAAAUUAUAUCAAAAUCAUGUCACUCUGUAAUUUUUGUAUAGGUAUAAUAAUAAGAAUUGAAUUAAUAAAGCUAUAAUCAUGUACUACGGUUAGUUGAAAGAAUUCACCCCAAAAGAUCGUUUAAAUUAUUACAUUAAAUUUAUAAAUCCUACAUAGAAAUGAUUGAAAAUCGAUUAUAUUUAAUUAAAACAAAACAUUUUUUUCUUUUAAUAAACCGUAGUGUGUAGAUUUACUUACAUAGACGAUAUGGAAAUAAUAAAAAAAGUAACGUACAAAAAAUCAGUGUCAUACCAAGUUGUAUAUAAAAUUGUAAAUAAGAUAAUAUGUUCUACGAUAUAAAUUUCUGUGUAUUUAUUUCAUAAGUUUAGAUAAUUUUGUAAAUAUUAAAAAGAACUGACUAUAAGCUUUUUUCUAUAAAUGAUACCGAUUUCUUAUCUAUUAAUGUUUAAGAUAAUUAUUUUAAUUAUACUGACAAACAAAAUUAUUUGUUUUUAGUUUUGUUCGUCAGUGUUUUUAUUAUUAAAAGUUCUCCUAACCAUGUUUUUUAUAAUUAUCUUUAUAUUUUGACACUUUUUCGAAAGAAAUAAAGCUAAUAUAUUUAUAUGACAAGCUGCAAAUCAAUACUUUGUAUAGUAUGAUUUGGUUGUUUCGUUAAAUGUUGAAGAACUAAUUAUGAUUUAAUAUACGACCAUAUCAAAAAUACAUAUUCUUUUAAAUUCAAUAAAUAAUUAUAUUAACAUAAUAUUGUCGGGGCAGUACGAUGACUUCAUCUCGGCGGCGCCGGCAGUAAAUUUGUACCAUAUUAUUGUAAAAAAAGUAACUGUGUUGCCAUGUUGCUUCAAUGUAAUUCUGUAAUAUUGCUAGCCUAAAUAAAUUAAUGAUGCUUAAUUCUAAAUAAUUAAUGUUAUUUAUUGAUAGUAGUGAAAUAAUAUUCGUCAUUAUGCAAUUAUAAUAUUAUAAUUAUGCUGAGAUAAGGCGAAUAAUAAAAUGAAAUCUGGAAUUAUUUGUGCGUAUUUAUUAACCUUUGUAAAGUCAACGGCAAGUAAGGUUAUAAAAAAAUCAGUAAUUUACUCGUAUACUAACAAAAUAGGCUAUAAAAUAAAGCGGUCGGAUUUGAUGGUUUUCAUUUACUCU